GGAAUGUGUUCCGGUACUCAUGUCAUAUGUAUUUCUAUUUAAGUAGUGUAUUUACUUUUAGAAUAUCAGUCUCUUUGCAAGAUGAAAGCUAUCCUCGUUUUUAUUCUAUUCAUUUUAACUGUGCAAGCCAAGAGCAAAUGCAGCCAAGUACUUCAUCUAAAUCUUAAUCCUCACUGUGGAAUACUUCCUGAUUGUAACUUUGAUGGUCCAAAUAGAAGUUUCCUGGAAAAUGUGUCGUGUGAACGCGAAGAAAACGGAAAACCAGGAUUCAUCAAAAUAAUUAGCGGAAAAUGUCGCCCCGGUAAACCCCGUUGCUCGUUCAAAUAGUAAUAUAGUUCCAAUAUUUCAACAUUGCUGUUAAGUUUCCAUAUAUAUAUGUUUCAAUUAAAGGCAAUUUAAAAACUUGUA
Drosophila mauritiana is the source of this 408-nucleotide messenger RNA. RefSeq names its product accessory gland protein Acp63F-like. The record is from RefSeq and is a predicted model, not a curated record. Lineage: Eukaryota; Metazoa; Arthropoda; Insecta; Diptera; Drosophilidae. Bases 82 to 327 code for a protein of 81 amino acids. The transcript has 3 exons.